CGCGUUUCCCCGCACGGCGACGGCGAGGAUGGCUGCGGAUAGAUUUCAGCUGCGGCCUAGGAAAAGCGAGACAACUUGACCUUCCUCCCGCCAUGCCUUUCGCAGGUCGCUUCCCUCGGCCAAUGGGCGCUUUGCAUCGGAGGAGCUGGUCGCCAUGGAGACGGAUGCAGGCGAAAGGAUGCAGCUGAUGGUCGAGUGAGGGGGAAGCAGCCUGGCGAAGCGGGGCAGGGGGAAGACAGGGAGGCUUGGGGUCGUGUGAAGGUGGGGAAGGGACGAGCAGCCCCUGCUUGAGGUGGUAGGAGAGAUACUCCGCCAUGCCAGUGACACAAGCCCUGCAGGGGAUUAAGCCCCCGGUCCACGACCAGAUUACAGAGCUGCAGAACAAGAUACAACUCCUAGAAGGUGAUCGGAAAGCUUACUAUGAGAACACCCAAUGGAACAUUAAGAAGAACAAGGAGUCUAUUUUGCUACUGAGAAAGGAGAAUAAGAAGUUGCACAAAACGUUGGCAGAUCGCCUAGCGGGAGAAGAAAAAGUCAUCAAGGCUGCAUUCCACGAACAUCCAGCUGAGCAAGGGUCUGUGAAAAAUAAAACUGGAGAGGGUGCUAUUCAGAUCAUCAAUCACCGGCUAUGUGAGAAAAUCAAUCAGUUAAACAACCUGAAGCAUCAGGUGGAGAUGCGGAAACGCAGGCUGGAAGACCUACAGCUUCAGUAUGGUGUUAAAACAAAAGAGAUCACUGAAAUGCAAGAAAUGGAAGAACGGAAUAUAGAGGCAGCUAAGACUCUGCGAACGCUGGAGAACCGACUGGAAAAGGCCCGAUUUAAGACUGAUGAGGCCCAACGCAUCACCGGCAUGUACCAGAAACUAAAAUCGCAUAUGCAGGAGCAGAGCCUGCACUUCCAGAACAAGCUGGAUGCUAUGGAAGCUGAGAUCUUACGCCUGCGCAACGAGCUUAAAGACCUGGAAAGCGUGAACAUGGAAGCCCAGCAUACUCGUGACACAGCCAGGGCACAGCUCCUGAACCAAGAAGAAAUCAUCUACCGAGAACGGAAAAUUCGUGAUAAGAAGCUGAAGGAGCUGAAGAAGCUGACCGAGGAAAAGAGAGCACAGAAUGAGCGUACAGAGAGGCGGCAGUCUCAGAAGGAUCGUAUCCCAUUUGGAAGUGACGAUGUACUCAAGGAGCCCCAGGUCAAGAAAUCAACUAUCCUGAAAAGCAAACAAGCCAUGUUCACUGCAGCGGAGGCCUUUGACAAGAUCCGAGUGGCCACUGGCGUCACAGAUGCGAAUGACGUUAUGGCCUGCUUCGCGGCUCAACAAGAAACCUUCAGGCACCUGGAGGAAAUGAAGAAUGAGAAUGAAGAGUCCCUGGUGCGACUAAAAGAGGAGAGGGAUUUAUUGCAACGUGAACUUGAGCACACCAAAUACUCGGGAGAGGCCCGGAAGGUGGGGGCCCAGAACCUUAUGAAGGAGUUACGCGCGCACCUGCAAAAGGAAGAGAAGAGGCGUGAUGCAACCCGGGAAGAGCUGUCCAGGGUGAACAAGGUUCUGCUCAAUGCCAAAACUGGAGUGGAGCAUUUGGCCUCCAAAGUGCAGCACAUCAAGCUGGAAGAUAGCCGCUUUGCUUCUACCCAAUUGAACGAGAAAGCCAGUGAUUAUAUCCUUGACCUCCUGGCCCAGACAGAGGCGAAGCUGCUGUUCCUUAUGGAUUCUCUCAAGAAUCAAGACAAGAUGGAACUUCUCCGGAGAAUUGAAGACGUGGAGUUCCAUUCUAAACUUGAGAGAAGGCUGCCUGCCUACAAUACGAGGGUCAAACUACCCACCGCACAGAAGCCAGACAUGUAUUAUGAUGAGGAGGAUAGCGGAGAGGAUGAUGCGGAUGUGGUGACCCGUGCAGCCCUGAAGCGUCAGUCCCAGCAGAUAAUAGAAUCGAAGACCAAACGUCGCACCCGCUACAGAAAGAAGGAUGGGAAGCUGCAUCCUAUGUAGCCUCACCCCCCGUAACUUCCCCUGGUCCUGCAGUGCUCCAGAGUCCUUGGCUAUUAAAGGUGCCUCCCAGCCACUGACCUUCCGUGUGAGCCAGUCCCACACUUCACUCCCGCCAAGUCGGCAGGCCCCAGGAAAGGAGAAACAUGACCGCUUUGUGGAUCUGUUUCCCAUGCCGGAAGAGAGCAGGCAGGGACCUGCAGUGAGCUGCAGCCAGUGCAUAGCUCCUGCUCUCCCUGCCUUUCAGCUCUCACCUAUGUGAAAAGCAUGGGGUCUUCAGUGGGUGGGGUGGGGUGGGGUGGCUUGGCCCUGGUGUUUGUCAGGAAGGAAGAGGCUGCACCUCGCCCACCUCCCAGCUAACUCAGACUCUUUCCCAGAAUCUCUCAACCCUGAGCAGAGAUACUCCCCACCGUGCCCUUAGUUUGACUGAUUUCACCCCUUGCUCCAGCCACAAUCACCCCCCUGGUAUAUCUGGAUGGAGGUGGGGGGCUCAGAGUCAGUUACACUCUGGUUGCGGAAUGGGGUUACUAUGUGCUGUGUUUGCUGUGUAUGAUGCAAUAAACCCUGUUCAGGCUGA
Messenger RNA from Lacerta agilis (Sand lizard), 2559 nucleotides. It is a transcript of the gene ODAD3, whose product is annotated as coiled-coil domain containing 151. Gene Ontology annotation, biological process: cilium movement; outer dynein arm assembly. The record is from RefSeq and is a predicted model, not a curated record. Gene Ontology annotation, cellular component: cilium. Lineage: Eukaryota; Metazoa; Chordata; Lepidosauria; Squamata; Lacertidae. The transcript has 13 exons. The coding region runs from base 315 to 1985 and encodes 556 amino acids.